CACAGCUCUUCUACAUUCACACUCUGUCUGUGUUAGCUGAUACUUUGCAUGAAUUGUCCUUUGCUGACAUCAAAAUCACACCAGAUUGGACCUUGGACAGCAUUGCUCCGUGUGACCUGAAAUGUGAAGUGCUGAACCAAAAUAUUCUCCACCUCCAACAAGCUUCUCGAGAAAGUGAACAAAACAGUGCUGCUCCCAGAGAUCAACAUGCAAGCUAUGGGAAGUUGGUCUCUGUUCCUUGUCUAUCUUCUGUCUUGCCUGCUUCAUUACAAUCCCUUACUGGCUUUUUCACUUAAAAACUGUACGUUGGCCCAUUCUGAAAAUGCUAAAAGUCUGUGGGUUACUUGCACAGCUCGAGACCUCACUGCUAUUCCCGAUGACAUUCCCAGAAAUGCGACAUCACUGGAUCUCAGCUCAAAUCAACUUUUAAACAUCAACCGGACAGAUUUAAGAUGUUUAUCAAAGCUCAUUGAUGUACAACUUCAAUAUAAUCUGAUUUCACACAUUGAUGAUGGAGCUUUUGCAGACUUGGUAGAAUUAAGGUUCCUUAUUAUGGAUGACAAUGAACUAACAAACCUGACAGACAACAUGUUUCAGGGGCUGUCCAAAUUAGUCUUCCUGUCGCUUGACAGCAACAAAAUCUUAUUUAUCUCCCCUGUAUCCUUUGAGUCCCUGGUCAGCAUAGAGACAGUAUAUCUGGGUGCCAAUUUGCUACAACAAAUUACAGACAUUGCUCCCAUCUUAAAACUAUCAACUUUAAAGAGAUUUCACCUUUCGUAUAACAAGUUUGACUCUUUUCAAUCAGACGACCUGCCUUUAAACGUCUCAAACCUCGAGGUACUGCAGCUAAGUAUGAACCCACUGAGAAAGUUCAGCAUUACUACAGAUAUAUUUCCUUAUCUGUACUCUCUCGACUUGUCUAAGUGUAGCUGUGACAUUGAGUGGGAUGUAGCAAACAAGAUGUUUCUGAGGAGCCUAACUAUUUUGUUAUUUAGUGGAAUGUAUAUUAGCUUUGAGACGUACAGAGCGAUACUGCAGACCGCUGACUCACUACAAAAACUUUCGCUGUUGAUGAUGGAGAAGCCGAUAGUUGAAGGUCUCAUAGACGUCGCCUGCCGAAUUCCUUCUCUCAGAUCUCUAGAUGUAGAGGUUUGCAAAAUUGGUACCGUGGACGAUGACAUGCUGAGGUCUUGUUCUCUGCUCAAUAAUCUCACUUUGUCCAGUAAUGACCUGUCCAAGUUGUCCGAGCAUUCAUUCAGAUCAAUGACACAGCUCAGGCUUCUGGCACUGGACGGUAACCAACUGUCUAAACUGCCACUCGCGCUCCGAGGACUCUCCACACUGGAAAUCUUGGAUCUAAGCUCCAACUUCAUCAGUGAGCUUGACUGCCUCGACUUCCUGAAUUUGACAAGAUUAACAAACCUUAAUCUCAACCACAAUCGUAUUUCAAAACUUCAAGGCUGUGUUUUUCAAAACUUAAUCAACUUGGAAGUCCUCGAUAUUGGAGAAAAUGCUUUUUACACUUUUGACAAGACCUUCAGCGUUAACUUGUGGAAACUAGAAUCUUUGAAUUUGCACAACAAUGGCCCCUUUCAGCUCAUGCAAGGAGACUUUAGGAAUCUGUCUUCCCUCAGGGUUUUGGAUUUAGAGUCAGACCAACAUCACAAUGUGAAUGACGGGGCUUUCGAAGGACUCGAUAAUCUCCAAACUCUUAGUCUUUCUCUUAGUAAUUUCCUAAAGGAGGUUUUCAGAGGAUUACCACAAUUAGCAAAUCUGACACUACAUCUUACUUUUAACUGGAAUCAGAAGAGUUCUCAACAAAAUGACGAGCCACCUUUCUUAAAGUUAACCAAUUUGAAGAAGCUUGUGCUUAAAGUUUACGACACAUUUAGAACUGAGAUUUCAUCAGAUCUGCUCAAGGGUCUGAUAUCUUUAGAGUACCUCAUGACUGAGAGAUUUUUCAUGAAGUCUUUGCACCCAGACACGUUUAAAUACACUCCCCAACUGAAGGGUCUUCAGAUAAUCCACAGUGAUCUGUCAGAUUUAACCCCUGAACUGUUCUGGCCAAUCCCAAACCUGCAGACGCUCGACCUCUCCAACAAUAAAUUCAGGUCUUUAGAUUUCCUGGCCAGGGCCAACCUGCGUUCUCUCAGCUGGCUGAAACUCAGUGAGAAUGCAUUGUCCAUCAUCAAUGAGACAGUCUUUCAGUCCCUCCCGGCCUUGACAUAUCUGGACCUGACUGAUAACCCUCUGACAUGCGAAUGCUCUAAUUCUGGUUUUAACCAAUGGGUGCAGAGCACCAACCAGACACAGGUUGUUAAUGGCCACCAGUAUACUUGUGCCUUUCCUGUGAGCCAACAGGGAAAUAUGUUCCUGGACUUUGACAUUGAAUCCUGUUGGAUAGACGCCGGCUUCCUCUGCUUCAUUUCUAGCGCUAGUCUCACUGUGCUCACUCUCCUCACAACAUUCAUCUACCACUUCAUGAGGUGGCACCUAGUCUACGCCUACUACCUCUUCCUGGCCUUCCUCUAUGAUAAGAAGAGGGGAAAGAAGGGCACUCGUCACCACUAUGAUGCUUUUGUGUCCUACAACGUUCACGAUGAGGCCUGGGUCUACAGAGAGAUGCUUCCAGUGCUGGAAGGAGAGCAAGGCUGGAGGCUGUGUCUGCACCACAGAGACUUCGAACCAGGUAAGCCCAUCGUAGAAAACAUUACAGACGCAAUCUAUGGCAGCAGGAAGACCAUCUGUGUGAUCAGCCGGCACUACCUGCAGAGUGAGUGGUGCUCCAGAGAGAUCCAGAUGGCCAGCUACCGUCUGUUUGACGAGCAGAAGGAUGUGUUGAUCCUGCUGUUUUUGGAGCACAUCCCCCCCCAGCAGCUGUCUGCGUACUACCAAAUGAGAAGUAUGGUGAAGAAACGCACCUACCUGAGCUGGCCGCAAGCCGUUCAACACACUGGAGUCUUCUGGCAGAGCUUACAGCGAGCUAUGAGUUCUGGUGAAAGUGCUACUGAGCACACACCCCUCCUCAAUGGACACCUAAGCUCUAUUCACUGAGAUUUCCUUUUACAACCAGAAAUGAGGGGAAAGAAUAAUCAUUAUUUGAUUUUGAAAUCCAAAACUUACGAAUGAAAAUUGUUUAGAAUGUCAUUAAGAGGGGUAUACUUCUACUUCACUAAAAUAAUUGUGGUUUUUUGUACCCUGCUUUCAUUUCACAGUUGUAGUUAAGUUAGUUAUUUUUCAAAUGGAGAUUUACCGAAAACAAUAUAUGACAUGCUUAUAAAAUAAAACGCAUUGUUGAAAAACCAGCAGGUACUUGUUCAUCUCCAGUGAGAUGUCUCUCAUACCUUCUUUAUGAACCCUUAGAUUUAUCUUGUGACCCUUUGCAGGGGCCCGACUCCUAGGUUGGGAAACACUAGACAAAACAGGCUAAAUGCACAUAAAGAAGUACAAUGAUGCAUCAGUAUUAACAAUCUAGUAAAGUGAUGUAUAAUAUCAGUUACAGGAGACAUUUUACUCCAGAACAAGUACUUGUACUUUUUAUACUUUAAAUACGUUCUGCUGAUUAUACUUUUGUACUUUUACUUUUUUCAAUGCAGGACUUUCUUUUGUAGUGGAGUACUUAUAUUGUGGUACUGGUACUUCUUGAAGUGAAGGGUCUGACAAAAAAAGACUAUCAACCUGCAUUAUGGGAAAUUUAUUAUGCUUUUGAAGCUUGACCCAUACUAGAAAAUAAAAGUUUGAAGUAAGUUGAUGUUUACUUGUUUUUAAAUCAUGAACCUCUUUCUUUUCACAUUCCUAAAACAAAAAAUUUAAUUGUAUUUUUCUUCUUUUUCUGUCAGGUUUUACAGUUUAGACAAUAUUCACAUAGUAUGAUAUCAAGGUGGACAUAUAUAUUUCUAAUACUGUCAUUUCUAAUCAAAUGGGAUGCUAAUUGUAAUACACAUGCUUUUAUUCCGUACAUGUCAUGAAAUAAAAAUUUUUUUGAUGA
Micropterus salmoides (largemouth bass) is the source of this 3988-nucleotide messenger RNA. RefSeq names its product toll-like receptor 13. Gene Ontology annotation, cellular component: membrane. The coding region runs from base 208 to 3054 and encodes 948 amino acids. The transcript has 4 exons. Gene Ontology annotation, biological process: toll-like receptor signaling pathway; immune response; inflammatory response. Gene Ontology annotation, molecular function: protein binding; transmembrane signaling receptor activity. NCBI's taxonomy places the organism in Eukaryota, Metazoa, Chordata, Actinopteri, Centrarchiformes, Centrarchidae. The record is from RefSeq and is a predicted model, not a curated record.